UUAUAUGAUAAGAUUACUGCUUUGUUUUUUGGGUAUAUCUAUGUCUACUUCCCGGUCUCUUCUUGUGUGCUAAACUUCCAUUAGUUUAUUGGAUUCUUGCGAGUUUAGUUUCUCUAUAACAACUGCGUUCUAAUCCUAAAGUUGAAGCAUCUGGGUGUAAAAAUUUCUUGAUUUUUCAUAGGAUAGUAUUCAUGCGUGUAUUUAAUUCCUUCAAAUCUCGAGUACGAAGAUGAAUUUUCUUUGGUUGCGAAGUAAAUAUGAUACUACAGGGCAAUGCAGAAGAACAAGAUCUGUUAAUUGUUUAUGAAGUUUUUUAGUCAAAUAAAAGAAUGGAAGUUACUGCAUUUCGUUGGGUAUCGUGGUUUGGAGUUUGAAUUGCUGUAUAUAUUGGCAUCUCCAGGUCUUGCAAAAUACACUGCAUAUAUAUCUGAAAUCAUGGGAGUUGCAGAAACAAAAUGUUCUUCAGGUUACGGCAAGCCUCCUUGGGUAUUCAAAGGCAGUGCCUUGUACCAGCUUCACCUUGUGAAAGCAGAAACAGCUCGAACAUUCAUUCCAAAAGAGUUUAGAUUAGUUGAAGCUUUUGGGUAUACUCUUGGAGGGUUUUUUCUUGCCAACUACGAAGAAAGUCCGGCAGGGGCAUUCGAUGAGCUAGUGGUGAUAGCGGGAAUCGUGUGGAACCCUCCAACAUCCUGCGCAUGGGCAGCCAGAGUGCUUGUGAGCAGCAAUGAUGCUUGUGAUCAUGGAAGAAAGGAAGUAGGGCUCCCCAGUCAUGUUGCCAAGUUUUCAAAGAGAAUCGAAGGGAUUCCGAGGCAGCAAACAAGUAAAUUUAAUCGCUUUCUCAGCAUGAUUGGCUUAGAUACUGCAUCCUCUACACCCAAUGGUGGCAUGGAUGUUCAAGUAACUGAGAUCAAUGGUCCUCGUGCAAUAAACAUCUGCGAAAUCAACCUUCCAACUUUUGGCCCAGGGUUCAAACUGGACAAGGGGAUGGGGCCAGCAAUCAAAAUGUCACUACCAAGUUUUAGUGGGCGUACAAUGCAUAAUCCCAACCUUCUGAAGUACUCAUGCAAUAUUGAGUGCAGGGUGCGAACAAUGCAGCCUGCGAAAGUAUCAGGCCCUCGGCAAGCGCCAAAGCAUGACACAGAACCUUUGGGCCACCACAAUUGCCAAUCUGCAGAUUCUAGUAAUGGAAAACUCCUUGAUAAUGGACAGAACCUAAGCAUAUCUGUUAUGUUAUCGAAACCUAUAUUGGCUUUGGAGUUCAGUUGUUUGAAAAUGCACGUUGAAGCCCCAAUUACUGUUUCCCACUGCUCUGAAAGUUCAUGCAGAAAUUCUUUAGGAGUUUCUUGACUAAAUAUGUAUCGUUGCUUUUUUUGUUUUUCUCUUGUAAUUUAGCACCAUAAAAUUUUCGCAAGUUCAAAUUGCCACCAUUUCUUGAUUCUAAGUACUUUCACCUA
Molecule: messenger RNA, 1454 nt
Organism: Jatropha curcas
Lineage: Eukaryota; Viridiplantae; Streptophyta; Magnoliopsida; Malpighiales; Euphorbiaceae
Product: protein NEOXANTHIN-DEFICIENT 1
Source: RefSeq, a predicted model, not a curated record